UAUUAAUAAGCCACAAUUACAUUGACAAAAUAUCACUUUCCUCAGUACAGAAUUCAACACAUACAUACAUACAACUAGACAUGGUAUGGGUGCAAUACACGACCAGCUGUGCUAAUUUUGAUAACCUGGUCAAUAAUUUUUUAACGGCCAUACACACACGUACUCGUAUUAAGGAAAUAUAUUUAUAUUUAACAAGUUUAUCAAAUAAAAUUGCAAUUAAAAUUGGGAAUAAAAAAUUUGACAUUAAAAAUCAGAUCAAAAAGUUUAUCUUGAUGAGUUCGACUUCGAAAAUUUCUUGCUGUUACUAAACAAUGUGACAGGAUGAGAACAGCAAUUGGACGAUUGAUUGAGCGUGUGUCAUGCAACACCGCUACAACAACUAAGACCAUGUGCAAAAAAAAAACAAAAAAAAAAUUUACAGCUUAAGCCAUAAGUCAUAAGUGUCGUUAACGGUUCAAACGCACUGCACUCGUACUUUACGAUUUCGAUUAACCUGAGUAUAAAUGUCAAAGCAGAGGACGAGUUGCGUUUAAUAAGUCAGCAGUUACCUUCAUAAUUGCACUUGCACUUUCAAUUAGACACUUUCUUCAAACAAAAAGGAGUUGCAUUAAAUAACUAAAUAAACAAAUUAUAUAAAUAUAAAUACAUCGUGGUUUAAGCAGUUGAAGUUGAAACAAACAAACAAACAAACAAAAAAAUGCCUUUCAAACAUACACAAUCUGCAUGGUUACUUUUCUUCGGUGUACAAGCUGUUUUCAUAUCUUUUGUUUUUGCCAAUGCGUGGGAAAAAUUAGAUUGGUGCGAUCCAUCACUUUGUCCUAACGGCAAAUGGCAUGUCGCUUGCAGAAGCGAUGGUCGGUUCGCUGAAAACUGUCCAGAAGAUGCCACACUCUUUGACUUGCGGCAAUAUCGUCAGCACAUUCUGCACGAACACAAUAAACGUCGCAACUUUGUAGCGCUCGGCGAGCUACCCGGCUACUAUCCAGCCGCGCGCAUGGCCACCAUGGUGUGGGAUGAAGAACUCGCCUUUUUGGCAUCACUGAAUUUGAAAAUGUGUUAUGUGGAGCACGAUGAUUGCAAUAAUUCCUAUCGUUUUCCGAGUGUGGGACAAAAUCUUUCGGGCGUUGAUCGUCGCCACGACUUGGAAGCCAAUGUGACGGACAUCAUAGCCAUGUCGAUGGGUUUAUGGUUUGGCGAAUAUCCACUAAUCGAUAGCAGUUACAUACGCUCAUUUCGUGUUUCAUCGAAUUUCGAAAAGUACGGCCACUUCGCGGAAAUGAUGAUCGAUCGCAAUACUCAUGUCGGCUGCGCCAUGUCACGCUACACACACCCCGCCUACCCUUUCCUGUACAUCUACAAUACAGCCUGCAAUUAUGCAAGUAAAUAUGCAUUGGAAACGCCGGUUUAUCGGGUGGGCGCAUCCGCUUCGGAAUGUACAACCGGCCCCAAUCCAAAAUAUCCCGGCCUCUGUUCGGCGAAAGAGAAAUUCAAUCCAAAUUAUAAUUAAUUACUAUUUACAGUAAGCAUCCCAAAAAUAAAAAUAAAUAAAACAAAGACAAAGACAAA
Molecule: messenger RNA, 1566 nt
Organism: Rhagoletis pomonella (apple maggot)
Lineage: Eukaryota; Metazoa; Arthropoda; Insecta; Diptera; Tephritidae
Product: antigen 5 like allergen Cul n 1-like
Exons: 3
Coding region: 698-1507 (269 amino acids)
Source: RefSeq, a predicted model, not a curated record